Molecule: messenger RNA, 2704 nt
Organism: Fundulus heteroclitus (mummichog)
Lineage: Eukaryota; Metazoa; Chordata; Actinopteri; Cyprinodontiformes; Fundulidae
Product: zinc transporter ZIP1
Exons: 4
Coding region: 903-1904 (333 amino acids)
Biological process (GO): zinc ion transmembrane transport
Cellular component (GO): plasma membrane
Molecular function (GO): zinc ion transmembrane transporter activity
Source: RefSeq, a predicted model, not a curated record
UCAAAAUAAAAGCAGAGAGGGGGACCUGAGCCUGACGUUGUUGUUCAAAUUAAUUUUUAAUUCUUAAAGUUGCUUAAAAACAUCUAAUCAGAACCGACCAGUCCACCUCAGAGGGCGGAACCGCAUUCAGAACCUAGAAACACUGAUGAGUUCUGAUCAUCUCCGCUCAGAUCAAACUGUCCUCACCGGCUCCCGUACCUGGAACACCUGACAGGUGUGACGGGAGCCGGUUCCGCUCAGCCUUACUGGACUCAACGAGUCCGGCUUGAUCCACUGCCGGACCAGGAGGGUCCACCUGCCGGACCAGGAUCACUGGACCGAACCGUCCAUGAAGAGUCUGAGCUGGACCUGGUCCAUUGGGAGGGAUUCAUGGGAGCAGAACCAGAACAGAACCAGAACAGAACCAGAGGAACCCAGGGUCCCCUCUGGCCUGGAAACAACUUUAUGGAGAAUCUAAACUUUAAAGCGGAGCUUCGCUUUAUGCGGGAAACCGGAAGUGCGGCGCUGCGCCGUUGCGGGAUGUUUGACGUCAGCUCCGGGAUGAGGCGGGAUCAGCUGAUGGGAACUGAGUCAGAACUUCCCGGACCCUCUCCGUCCGGAUCAGAACCUUCUCCCUGCCUGCGUCUGCCAACAGGUGGGUCACAUGACUGGUCGGAACCGCCGGACGGGACGCUGAAGGUUCGGGAAUCACGCGGUGAUUCUCGCGUGGAUUUUUCUAUCAAGUGUUAAAAAGUUCUGGUUCGGGUCUUGCACUCGUCCUGGUUCCGGCUGUAAACGGACCGAAGGCUCAGCGGGACUCGGACUGGAGGAAAGUUCCGAUGGGAAGAGAAGUUCUGAUUAAUCGUCAGAUCACAGCCCGGUUCUGAGCUCUGGUACCUGCGGAGGAGCAGAAAAGCCCAAAGAUGUUGCUGACAGACGCCGCCUCCGUCCACGGUUCUCCUCGGACGGCACCGGUCCGGGUCGACCCAGCCGCCGUUCCGGUUCUGGAGCUGAAACUGGGCGCGCUGGUGGUUCUGCUGUGCGUCACGCUGCUCUUUGGACUCGGUCCGCUCUGCGUGGUUCGGGGAGGCGGCCGCUGCAGCGCCGACCCAGAAGUCCGGCGCCGGCUGCUCAGCUGGAUCAGCUGCUUCUCAGGAGGCGUCUUCCUGGCCACCUGCCUGCUGGACCUGCUGCCGGACUUCCUGCAGAACACCGGCGAGGCCUUCAGGGACGCCGGCAUCAAGCUCCAGUUUCCUCUGCCGGAGUUCAUCGUGGCCAUGGGUUUCUUCCUGGUUCUGGUUCUGGAGCAGAUCGUCCUGGCCUGUAAGGACCAGUCCUCCUCCCUCCAGGAGGAGCGCCGCGCUCUGAUGGCGGACUCCGGCGUCCAGGCGGGCGACGGGAGCGGCCGCCACCAGCGCCGCCGGGGCUCGCUGGAGUCCGGCGGCCACGCCCACGGCGACCUGGGCUCGCAGUCGGCGCUGCGGGCCUUCGUCCUGGUCUUCUCUCUGUCGCUGCACUCGGUGUUCGAGGGGCUGGCGGUGGGGCUGCUGGAGGACGGCGAGGAGGUCCUGCAGGUCUGCCUGGCGUUGCUCAUCCACAAGAGCGUCAUCUCCUUCAGCCUGAGCGCGGCGCUGUCUCAGGGCCGGCUGCGGCGCGCCGUGGUGUCCGGCUGCCUGCUCGCCUUCGCCGUCAUGUCGCCGCUGGGCAUCGCGCUCGGCGUGGGGCUCACGGAGACCAAGACGUCGCCGCGGCACCGGCUGGCCCGCUGCACGCUGGAGGGGCUGGCGGCCGGGACCUUCAUCUACAUCACCUUCAUGGAGAUCCUGCCCCACGAGCUGGCCUCCUCCCGCGGCCGCAUCCCCAAGGUCGCCAUGAUGCUGCUGGGCUUCGCCGUGGUGACCGGCGUGCUCUUCAUCAGGCUGUAGCCCGCAGGGAGACGGGAACCUGAACGUGGGUCUGAAGAGGUUCCGGUUCCGUAGACCAGACCGUAACCUCAGAACCAGGACUUCUGGACUUAUCGAUCGGUGAGCGGCUGCCGUUUGAAGUUUUUAAUCCUCACCUGGAUCCGUGUGGAUGUAGAUCCGCUAAAAUCAGCGCCGGUCAGCUGCUUAGCCGGUUCCGAAAAGGUCCGAUUCUGUUUCAUUGCACAUUUGGGUUUUUAUGAGAGAUCUUUGUUGCGUCGACGAUCAACUUACCUUAAAGUUCCGUUUUUGAUCAAUCUUUCCCAAAUGAUCUCCAGUAAAUAGUUUAGCUUGAUGUGAAUCUGACACGAAACGAGACGACAGGUCCAGCUCGAUUUCAUGUCGUCUCGUUUCGUGUCAGAUUCACAUCAAGCUAAACUAUUUACUGGAGAUCAUUUGGGAAAAAUUGAUCAAGCCAAACUGCGUCACGUUUCCUCUGACGUUUCAUUUCGCUCCAUAUGAGGUUUUAGUCAUAGAUCAACUCAUCGUCCGCAUUCAGAACCGCAGAGUUAUGCAUCCGGGUCAUGACCCAGCUGACUAACGCUGACCGGGUUCUAACCCGCUCCCCAAACCCCGGAGCAGAGAGGAGGCGUCAUUACCGCUCACAGCCUGCAGCGCUCAGCUGUGCAGAUACAUUUAUAAAACUGGGUGAGAUGCUUUUAUUUUCCUCAUGCCGAUGUUUAAUUUCCUUCCUCAUCAUCCAUCUGUGGUGUAUUUUUAUAAUCUGACUGUAUAUUCCUCUAAUAAAACAAUAAAAGCACCAA